Molecule: messenger RNA, 198 nt
Organism: Brenthis ino (lesser marbled fritillary)
Lineage: Eukaryota; Metazoa; Arthropoda; Insecta; Lepidoptera; Nymphalidae
Source: the annotation of a GenBank genome assembly
AUGUCAGAUGGCAGUCCAAUACUCAACAACGGCUACAACAAAGAAGUGACACAGAACAGAUAUAAAACUGUUAAAGAAGUCAUCAUGGCACACUACACUAUACUAUCUCAUGCUCAAAUAUGCAGUGGAAAUGUACAAACUGAAUAUGCAAUUAUUACCUGUAACAAAGGCGACGAUCCUCAAGGGAGUGAAGCCGUC